UGCUGGCAUACGUUACUGGCAACACCAGCGCGUUCUCUUGACAGUUUGCUAAUUUUAGAAAUUUAUAUAAAAUGUGUAGCGAGGUGUCAGUUGUGUCCGGUCCAGCGGAGGGUCCACACCGCCAUGCCGAGGCACCACCGCCACCACAAGAGGAGAGGCCCUAAGUCCCGGGAGUCCUCGGUACAAGAACCAGAGAGUCCUGGAGAGCACAGCUACCUCAUUAAGAAGUCCGACUCAUUGGGCCGGUAUUUGGUGGCCAGUAGAGAUCUACCAGAGGGUGCUGUCGUAAUCAAUGAGGAUGCACUGGUUAUAGGUCCUGCCCAGGACUCUUCGCCGGUCUGUGUAGGCUGUUAUUCGCCAAUUGCAGCAGACCUUUCUACCGCGUGCAGGUGUGAAAAGUGCCAAUGGCCACUGUGCUCAAACAAAUGUAAGGGCUUGUACAGGAGACAUGGCCACAGCAAAGAGGAAUGUGAACAGCUGACAACAUGCCCAGUAAGCUCGACCCAAUUACCGAACAAUCAGCUGUUCAACGCCAUCACCCCUCUGCGCUGUCUUCUGCUCAAGCUGAACCAGCCAGAGCAGUGGACCACACUGAUCUCCAUGGAAGCUCACAACGACGUUCGCAGGAAGCUUCCGUCAGUCUGGGACUACAACCAGAAGACUGUCGUUGACAGAAUAACUCAAGACUGGAAAAUCACAGCGUUCUCUCCGGAAGAAAUUCAUACAGUUUGCGGCGUUCUUGAGGUUAAUGCAUUUGCAGUUGGCGAAGACUCGUUGAGUAUCAGAGGACUGUAUCCCACAGCCUUCUAUAUUGCACAUUCCUGUGUACCCAACACUUCACACACGGACGAUGAGGAGUUUAGAAUGAAAGUAUUCACUUCCGUGCAAGUCGCAAAGGAUGAAAUGAUCACUUUGUCAUACACAAACUCUCUUCAGGGAACGAGAAGUCGCAGGGAACACCUAAAACAGUGUAAGUUCUUUGAUUGCGAGUGCAAGCGGUGCCAGGACCCGACUGAGCUGGGUACACACGUGAGUUCCCUGAGGUGUGAGUGCGGCAGUGGACACCUGGUUCCUACCGAGCCGCUGUCACUGGACUCCACUUGGCGCUGCGAUAAUGAUCAGUGCCACGCCUCUCUGGCCGCCGCCGAGGUCGACACCGUUGUCACUAGAAUAGAUAAGGAAAUCAAAUCUCUGGACCACAACAAUGUCGAGGAACUGGAGAUAAGUAUCCGCCACUACAGCGGUAUCUUGCACAGAAAUCACUACCUGAUACUGGGCCUGAAGUACACACUGAGCCAGCUGUACGGCAAGUCCGCGGGUUAUCUGAUCCACCAGAUGACAGAGGCCAUGUUGGAGCGCAAGAAACAAGUUUGUGAAGACAUUUUACAGAUGUUUGACGUUCUGGAACCUGGCCUCACACGGACCAGAGGAUUAACCAUGUAUGAGCUUCAUGCACCAAUAAUGGUUCUCACUAUUCAAAGAUUCGAAAACCACAAGAUAUCCAAGGGAGAUCUAUGCCGGAGUCUGAGGAGAGUGGCAGCUUAUCUCCGAGACUGUUGCAAAAUACUCAAAUUUGAGUCUGACAAAUCCCAGGAAGGCAGCAUCAAAAAAGCUGCACAAGACGCCCUGGUUCAACUUAAAAGUUGGGAGCCAGUGGUGGGGAAAAUGUUAUGAUAUCCAAUUUUAGUACUGUUCUGGCUUGUACAUAAAAUGUAAAUAUGAUCUCACAAA
Homalodisca vitripennis (glassy-winged sharpshooter) is the source of this 1731-nucleotide messenger RNA. Its product is annotated as SET domain-containing protein SmydA-8-like. Lineage: Eukaryota; Metazoa; Arthropoda; Insecta; Hemiptera; Cicadellidae. The transcript has 8 exons. Gene Ontology annotation, molecular function: protein binding. Bases 124 to 1674 code for a protein of 516 amino acids. The record is from RefSeq and is a predicted model, not a curated record.